This is a messenger RNA of Opisthocomus hoazin, 1020 nucleotides long. RefSeq names its product alpha 2-HS glycoprotein (gene AHSG). Gene Ontology annotation, biological process: negative regulation of endopeptidase activity. The record is from RefSeq and is a predicted model, not a curated record. Gene Ontology annotation, molecular function: cysteine-type endopeptidase inhibitor activity. Gene Ontology annotation, cellular component: extracellular matrix; blood microparticle; extracellular region. Lineage: Eukaryota; Metazoa; Chordata; Aves; Opisthocomiformes; Opisthocomidae.
AUGAAGGCACUCGUAGCUUUGAUAUUGCUCAUUCAGCUUCCAACUCACAAAGCUGUACCAGCAGCUCCCCCUGCUCCCUUGCGCUGCGAUGACCCAGAAUCUGAAGCAGCAGCUGAAGUAGCUGUGAGUUAUAUUAAUGGCCACAGUCAUCACGGAUACAAGUUUGCCUUAAACAGAAUCGAGAAUAUCCGCGUGCUACCCCAGGGGCUGAAUAAUGACAUAAUAUUUCUUGAACUUGAUUUAUUAGAGACCACGUGCCACGUUCUCAGCUCUACGCCUCUUGAAAAUUGCACAGUAAGGAGGUUCACAGAACAUGCAGUUGAGGGUGACUGUGAUGUCAAACUGCAGAAGUUGGAUGGAAAGUUAUCUGUGCUUGCUAGUAAAUGCCACUCACAUGCAGACUCAAGUGAAGAUGUUCUCCAGCUCUGCCCCGACUGUCCACUGCUGGCAAGUUUGAAUAACACUGAGGUAACAACAACAGUUACAGCCGCACUCCGUGAGCACAACAGCAAAACUGCUGGUGCCUACCUCAGACUUCUUGAGAUUGGAAGAGCCAAAAUUCAGUAUCACCCAGCGCAUAUUGUGUCUGUUGAGUUUGCUGUGGCUGAAAAAGCUAAACAUAAUGUAGAGGCUUGUCAACUGCUGCCUGACGAUCAGUCUAAUUUUGGCUUCUGCACAGCAGCGAUGGUAACAAGCCCAUCAGAGGACUUCACAGUGGACUGCCAGCUCUACGGACAUCAGCCUGGAGUUACCUACUCUCAACCAGGUCAAGACACAUCAGCAGGACUGUUGCCCAAUGUCGUACAAGGCUUCACAAACCAUAAUCUCAGGCUUUCCCACAAUAACCCUUUUGCAUCUGAAUCCAGCUCUUCAGAAUUUCCUGCUUCAAUGCUCUCAGCAAAAUCUGUAGCAAAGAGAGCCAUUGCAGAGGUUGCUCAGCAUGACAAAGUACCUCGCCCAGUUGGCUUUGUGCCUCCUCCUCCUCCAUGCCCUGGGAAGAUUCGCUAUUUCAAGAUAUAG